AUGGAAGAAGAAGAGGAAGUAGAAGUAAGGGGGAAACAAAGAAGAAUGUAUGAUUUACAUAAGAUUAAUGAAAUCCCUACUAUUAAAUCAGAAUUAAAUAUACCAUUAGAUUUACGUCUUUAUAAUAAAUUAAAUAAAACAAAAAAAUUUAAAAUAAAACAUGAAAAAUUUAAAAAAUUUUAUAAAUCUAAAUCAUAUUUAUCUAAACAAAAAUUGAAAAAUAAUCAUCCCCAACAAUACUAUUACCAACCUCAGCAACAACACCGUCACCACUACCUCCAGCAACAACAACACCAUCAGCGCUCCCAACAACAACAACAACAAGAAGACCACCACCCUCAGCAACAAGACCACCAACCCAAACAACAACACUUAUUUUAUUCAUCUAUUGAUUCAAAUAUAUUAAUUUGUUCAAUAUGUCAUAUGGAAACAAUGAAUUUUAAUAUAUUUGUACAACAUAUGUCAUUACAUUUAAAUCAAUCUAAUUUAUCUAAUCAAUUAUUAAAUGAAUUUAUUACAAUAAUAAAUCAAAAAAUAUUUAAUAAUAAUAAAAAUAAUCAAUUAUUAUGUAAUAUAUGUAAUCAUCUAUUGAAUAUAGAUCAAUUUACAGAAUUAAUGAAUCAUUUACAAAAUCAACAUAUUGUAGCUAAUUAUCAUUGUAAUGGAUGUGAAGAAAUUUUUUCUGAUCAAAUUCAAUGUCUUGUACAUAUUCUAUAUCAUCAUAUUAUAACAACAAAAUCAGUAAUUCCGGAUAAUGAUACUACUAAUAACUUAAACAGUAGUAGUAUUAGUAGUACUAGUAGUACUAUUACUACUAUUACUAAUCAUGAUAAUGAUACAACCAAAUUAGAUUCAUACAAUGAAAAUAAUAAUACCUCAUAUAAAUACCAACACUCAAAUAGUUCACCAUACACAAACAUUCAAUUACCUCAUAUUAGUACUAAGAACACAACAGUAAUGAAAGAACCAGAUUCUGAUCUAAUAAAAUACACUAAAAAUAACCCAUCGCUACAUGAAUAUCCAGAUCAUUCCAACUUACUUAAUCAAAGUGAUUGUAAUCUAAUGAAUUCAAAUGGACAAGAAGGUACUAAAUUGAACCAAAUCUCUAAUCAUCAACUACUUAUAAAUGAAAGCAGUAGUAUAAAUAAAUUCGAUCAAAAUUAUCCAUAUCAAUUACAAUCUAUAAUUCAUUUUCUUAGUAUGUUACUAUGGCCUAAUUUAUGGUCUAUUCAUUGGAAACAAUUAGAUAUACAAGGAAUAGUGAAUAAAUAUUUGAAUUGUAUUAAUGAAGAUAUGAAUAUGAUAUCAAACACUAAAGAAUCUGUGGUACCAUUCGAUAUACCUUCAACAGUAUCGUCGUUAUCAUCUAUUCCCACCUUGUCAUCAUUACAUUAUCAAGAAACUGGUGAAAUAUCAGAACUAACACAUAAAAUAGUCGAUAUGGUAUCAUCAAACAGAAUUGAAAGUAAAGAGUUCACCUUAGUAAAUAAUGAAAAUCGAACUGAAUUUCAACAAACAUCAAAUUGUGUACUUUUAUUAAAUUCACAUCCUGUUCUUGGACUUUUACCACAUGAAAUGGCAUCAAAUAUGGAUAGUUAUAAAGCAUCAAAAAUAUGUCAUCUUUGUUUAAAAGAAUUUACCGAUGAAAUGACAGUACUUCAUCAUCAAGUUGAAGAACAUAGUCUUGAAGAUAAUUCAAAUGUAUCAACUUCUAUAAAUGAACAAAAUUCAUUAUUGAUUAAUUGA
Messenger RNA from Schistosoma rodhaini, 1746 nucleotides. NCBI's taxonomy places the organism in Eukaryota, Metazoa, Platyhelminthes, Trematoda, Strigeidida, Schistosomatidae. The record is from the annotation of a GenBank genome assembly.